Molecule: messenger RNA, 1286 nt
Organism: Artibeus jamaicensis (Jamaican fruit-eating bat)
Lineage: Eukaryota; Metazoa; Chordata; Mammalia; Chiroptera; Phyllostomidae
Gene: NUDT6
Product: nudix hydrolase 6
Exons: 5
Coding region: 24-1286 (420 amino acids)
Molecular function (GO): ADP-ribose diphosphatase activity; NAD binding; NADH pyrophosphatase activity
Source: RefSeq, a predicted model, not a curated record
CGGCGGCGUGUGUUGGCACGAGGAUGUCGCUUCUGUUGAGCCGGGGCUAUCUGCGCGCUGUGUUUGCCCGGGUCCGAGACGCCAGGCUCUGGGUCCCGUACCGCAAGGCUUUGGGCGGCUCGGGUUGUGCGCGGGAUCCGCCCGCCGGAGCCGGCUUGCUGCGGGGCGAGCUGGACAGGUUCGGGGGCGUCUCCGUGCGGCUAGGCGUGUUGGACUGCCUGGACGCGGCCGCCUUCCAGAGGGCCCUGCAGGGCAAGUGCCUGAGCCGAGGGUCCCUGGCUACCCCUGGCGCCAACGAAGUGACCGCGGCCCCCACGCCUGCGCCUCUCUGGCUCGGAGCCCAGGGGGCGCGCGUGAUCCCCCUUUUCUGGGAGGACUCCGUGGAGGUUGCUGGAAAUGCGUCCCUGCAGCAGUGGCGAUCAGAAGGCAGGAUUGCUGUCUGGCUGCACGUGCCCAUCCUGCAGAGCGCGCUCAUCGCCCCGGCCGCCGCACUGGGCUUCCGCUUCCACCACGCAGAGGCGGACUGCGCCACGCUGACGCUGUGGCUGGGACAGGGGCCCAGCCGGCUCCCAGGCUAUGCGACACACCAGGUGGGAGUUGCAGGAGCUGUGUUUGAUGAAAAUACUGGAAAAAUACUGGUUGUCCAAGAUCGAAAUAAAUCGAAAAACAUGUGGAAGUUGCCAGGAGGCCUGUCGGAGCCUGGAGAGGACCUCGCCAUGUGUCAUCUAUGGGAAAUCUCAACUGUAAGGAAGUCAAUCAGCCUGAAGCUGAAAACAGCAGACGAACAGCGUUACACUCCUGAGCACCACCCCCUACGGGUGCUUCCAGCGCUGCUUCCCGGGGUCGGGCGGGGGCUCGGGGCUCGGUCUGGGCACGUCAAGGGCCCUGGGCGACGUCCAGGGCAGGGCACAGGGAAGGGAGGCCGUCCCUUGCCUUCCUCUUCCUCACCUACUCUUCACCAGAAGAGCACUGAGACUACCGAGAAGGCAAAUAGGUUCUCCUACUCAACAAGCAAGAAGCGGCGAGCACUGAACAUAAACUUACGCGACGAGGCUGCUCCCAGGGCCCUGGGUGAGGAAGGCGGCUGUUUUAGGGGCGCGAGUCGGCGCUGGGGGAGAGACCGGCAGCAGCACAGAAUGAGAGAGCCCACUCAGGGGGUUCAUCUGCACAGUCCCCAAAAGCAGCCAUCGGAAUGUGUGAGUGGUGAUAAAAAUCCCAUCCCAGAAGUUUACAUAUUAUCAAAAAAAAAAUCACCACUAGAAAAUGAAAACCCUGUCGUAUUAUAA